AUGACACAAGAAGACAAAACGAAGAUGCUCAGCACUGGCCUCUAUGAGCGCACACACAUUCUGGUUGGCGACAACGGGGUCGAGGCGCUGCGGCGGGCCUGCGUUCUCGUCGUUGGGGUCGGCGGCGUUGGCGGGAUCUGCGCGGAGGCCCUCGCACGGGCCGGCAUCGGCAGCAUCACCCUCGUCGACCCCGACACCGUCGUCACGUCGAACAAAAACAGACAGAUCGUCGCCCUCGACAGCACCGUUGGCUGUGCGAAGGUCGACGUCCUCGCGGCGAGGCUCCGCGAUAUUAACCCCGACGCCCACAUCAGCCCCCGCCGCAUCCGCCUCUUGAAGGAUGGGGAUACGGAGGGGGAGGAGGGGGAUGGAAAUGAAAAGGAGGAAGGAGAGAAAUAUAGUCUUUUUGAAAGCGCCGAGGCGCUCCUCCAGAGUGACAAGCCGUACGACGCCGUCAUCGAUUGCAUCGACAGCGUCGGACCGAAGGUGGCGCUGCUCGCGGCCGCGGCGGGCCGGGGUAUACGUGUCUUCGCGUCGGGGGGUGCCGGCGGACGGCUCGACCCCUCGCGCGCUGGCCUGCGCGAUAUUUUUGAUACGGCAAAUGACGGCCUCUUACGGGCAUGCCGGGCGGCGCUGCGGCGUCGCGGUAUCGGGCCCGGCGUGAUCACCGUCGUCAGCAGCUUAGAAAAGGGCCUCCCGCCGCUGAACCCACCGCCGCGCGCGGACGGCGCCGUGGACCCCCGACGAAAGGCUGUUAAUGGAACGAUCAGCUAUAUGCCACCUUUGUUCGGGCUUAUAUUAGCCUCCGCGGUGAUCCGCUACCUGCUGGAUCCGCAGGCGGCGAAGGAAAACAAGGCGAAAGAGGCGAAAAAAAGGAAAAGAGAGGCAACAAAAAAGAACAGGGCUCUUCGACACCUAAAAGGUAAAAAGGAACUCCCAAAGGACACUUCGUAA
This is a messenger RNA of Phytomonas sp. Hart1, 954 nucleotides long. Lineage: Eukaryota; Euglenozoa; Kinetoplastea; Trypanosomatida; Trypanosomatidae. The record is from the annotation of a GenBank genome assembly.